Molecule: messenger RNA, 2581 nt
Organism: Phyllopteryx taeniolatus (common seadragon)
Lineage: Eukaryota; Metazoa; Chordata; Actinopteri; Syngnathiformes; Syngnathidae
Gene: alad
Product: aminolevulinate dehydratase
Exons: 12
Coding region: 215-1210 (331 amino acids)
Biological process (GO): heme biosynthetic process
Cellular component (GO): cytosol
Molecular function (GO): porphobilinogen synthase activity; zinc ion binding
Source: RefSeq, a predicted model, not a curated record
AAGAGGCGUAUCACAAUGUCAUUAAUUCGUGUUAUGACAUAAACAGGAUGUCGUUUUUAUUUGCCCUAAAAGCGAAUCGGUAGGUGGCGAUAGUGAUAGCUAGCGAGGGUUUGACAGUCUUGAGUGGAAUUGAAAGAAGAAACUCAACCGGCCACCAGUCUGAACUGAAAGAGUGUCACGUACUUGACAAGUGCCCACUUUCUUCAGGGUCAAGAUGCAGACGCCGGCACAGUCCAUCAUUCACAGUGGCUACUUCCACCCAACUCUCAGGUCCUGGCAGACCUGUGCCACGGAUAUAAAAGCAGAAAACUUCAUUUACCCAAUUUUCAUCACAGACGGUGCCGAUGCCGUGGAGCCUAUUGGUAGCCUGCCCGGACAAGCCAGGUAUGGGGUGAACAAACUGGAGGGAAUGUUGCGGCCACUUGUAGAGAAUGGCUUGAAAUGUGUGUUGAUCUUUGGGGUCCCUGCAAAUAUAGCAAAGGAUGACAGAGGAUCAGGGGCAGACACGGAUGACACACCCGCCAUGAUGGCCGUGAAGAAGAUCAGAUCCCUCUUCCCCGAUCUGCUUGUAGCGUGUGACGUCUGCUUGUGUCCCUACACGUCACACGGUCACUGUGGUAUCUUGAACGAAGAUGGUUCUCUGAACAAUGAUGCUAGCUGUUUAAGACUAGCAGAAGUGGCACUAGCCUACGCCAAAGCCGGUUGUCACAUAAUUGCUCCCUCUGAUAUGAUGGAUGGCAGAGUCGGUGCCAUCAAACAAGCACUGCUUUCUAAUCUUUUGGGAAACAAGGUCUCAGUUCUAAGUUAUAGCGCCAAGUUUGCCUCAUGUUAUUAUGGUCCUUUCAGAGAUGCUGCACAGUCCAAGCCAGCUUUUGGGGACAGGCGCUGCUACCAACUCCCUCCGGGUGCGAGAGGGCUUGCCAUUCGAGCUGUGGAGCGAGAUGUAAGAGAAGGAGCUGAUAUGCUGAUGGUGAAACCAGGUCUGCCAUAUUUGGACAUUGUGAGAGAAGUCAAGGACAAGUUCCCAGCUCAUCCCCUUGCUGUGUACAAUGUGUCGGGGGAGUUUGCCAUGAUGUGGCACGGAGCGCAGGCUGGAGCGUUUGACUUGCGAGCCGCUGUGAUGGAGGUCAUGACUGCCUUCCGCAGGGCAGGUGCUGACAUCAUCAUCACAUACUACACCCCUCAGUUGCUGAACUGGUUGAAAGAGUGAAGAACGAAGAACUGAGCCUCCCUUAGGAAGAUAUCGUCUCCUAUUAAGCUAAUGACCAAAAAUCUGCUCUUGAAAAUGUCAGGGUAAUAUGCUUUUGGCAAAUUCAGUACAUUUGGGCAUUUAUUUAAAAUCUAUAGUGGAAAACUGGACCAUGCGUAAGAAUUUGUUCUUCUGUUAUUAUUAUUAUUUUUUUGUAAUUCGAGAGAGCCUAAUAUCACAGUUAUAAACACUAUAUAGUACACAAAAAGUUAGGGAUGUUGAUGAAAUUUCAGGAAGAACAUAAAAUGCACGAUAACUUUUUACAGUUCAACUUAAUUUGACCUUUUCCAAACCUUUAAAUCAGUCAUGUUUGACUGGUUAAUGUUUCAGUACUUUUUGCACAACGAGGAGCUGAAUGGCAAGUUGUACAAAAAGUACUGAAAAGUGGGUUGUGUGUAUUAAAAAGUUUUGAGAAUUGAGAUUAUGGUGCAUUUUAGGUUGAUCUUCAAAUUUCCUGCGAAAGUGAACAUCCUUAGGUUUUUGUGAGUCGUGCAUGUCUGUUUCCAAAGGGCCGAACACUGAGAAUGUAACAGUUAAUCGUAGAUUGUGUUACUCGUUUCUUAAGCACUAUCUGCGCUGUAAUUCGGAUCGUCAUUACGUGACAUUUGUGACCACAACCCCUUUGCACCGGAAAUUAAAGUGUUUAUUCAGAGCUCUUACUGUAGUGCCAACGUGUCACACAUGAGGCUUGCGGGCAAGAUCCGGCCCUCCGCAUUAUUUGAUGUAGCCGGUGAAAGCUUUCCCAGAAUUUUUUCUCGACUUCUGUUUAAAACUAGCCAUAAGAAUUGUGUUCACUAAAUGCCGGGGCAAUUAUAUAAUAUGAGGUGCUUAUUAGGAUUCCCUCACAGAACAUGUUCGUUACGGGAAAGAAGUGUAACUGUCUCGUGCUUGAGCCACACAACUAGUUUGUUUAUAAAAAAAAAAAAAUGCAGCUCAGCAUCUGGCCAGCGAGCAUCACAGCUUUCAAUGUUUUUUUCAAAAAAAUAAACAACCUCUCCCAAGUUCUUUUUAUGGCAUAAUAAUUAAGACUGCUCAAAUUGUUGCUGUUUCACUUGUCCGCAUCCUUUAUUUCUGAAAAAGACAAACUAAUGAUGUUGCAGUUUUCUAAAAAGAAAAGCUCUUAAGCUGUUAAUGUCUCAUUUAAAUGUUAUUAAACCCGCCUCUUUUCACCGAUGACAAGCAUUUUGCAUAUUGUUCCCUUACUGUACCAAAUCAUAAACUUAAAACCAAGGUAUGUACUACAACUAACCAACAUUUUUGGCAUGCUGUUCCACCACUAGCAAUGUGGUUUCACAGCUAUAAGUGACCCUGCACAAUAAUUAUAAUUAGAAU